Chrysoperla carnea is the source of this 3190-nucleotide messenger RNA. It is a transcript of the gene Sik2, whose product is annotated as serine/threonine-protein kinase par-1. Gene Ontology annotation, biological process: intracellular signal transduction; protein phosphorylation; microtubule cytoskeleton organization. Gene Ontology annotation, molecular function: tau-protein kinase activity; ATP binding; protein serine/threonine kinase activity. Lineage: Eukaryota; Metazoa; Arthropoda; Insecta; Neuroptera; Chrysopidae. The coding region runs from base 70 to 3162 and encodes 1030 amino acids. Gene Ontology annotation, cellular component: cytoplasm. The record is from RefSeq and is a predicted model, not a curated record. The transcript has 9 exons.
AAAUAAUUUUAUACGUAAAUCAAUUUGUGUAAAUUUUUAAUUUAAAUCAAACAAACUUUUUUCAAAAAAAUGGCAGAACGCGAAAGGAUAUCACCCAAAACAACAGCAAUCCGUGUUGGAUUUUAUGAUAUAGAACGGACAAUUGGGAAAGGUAAUUUUGCUGUUGUUAAAUUAGCAAAACAUCGAAUUACUAAAACGGAGGUUGCAAUAAAAAUAAUCGAUAAAUCACAACUAGAUGCAGCAAAUCUUCAAAAAGUUUAUCGUGAAGUGGAUAUUAUGAAACGACUAGAUCAUCAACAUAUCAUCAAAUUAUAUCAGGUUAUGGAAACAAAAAAUAUGAUUUAUUUGGUUUCCGAAUAUGCCAGUCAAGGAGAAAUAUUUGAUUAUAUUGCAAGAUUUGGUCGUAUGACUGAAUCAAUGGCUAGAUUAAAAUUUUGGCAAAUAUUAUCGGCUGUUGAAUACUGUCAUAAUAGAAAUAUUGUACAUCGAGAUUUAAAGGCUGAAAAUUUACUAUUGGAUUCAAAUGGUAAUAUAAAAAUAGCAGAUUUUGGAUUUUCAAAUUAUUUCACGGAUGGUGGACAACUAUCCACAUGGUGUGGUUCACCGCCAUACGCAGCGCCUGAAGUAUUCGAGGGAAAACGCUAUACUGGUCCUGAAAUCGAUAUAUGGAGUUUGGGUGUUGUAUUGUAUGUACUUGUAUGUGGUGCAUUACCUUUCGAUGGAUGUACAUUACCAGCAUUACGUGAUCGUGUACUAUCUGGACGUUUUCGUAUACCAUAUUUUAUGAGCUCUGAUUGUGAAUCUCUAAUCCGAAAAAUGUUAGUAUUAGAACCAAGUAAGCGUUAUCGAGUAGGACAAAUUAAACGGCAUCGAUGGAUGCAAGUGGAAACACCACCUGCGUCACCGAUUCCACCACCUACAACAAGUGGUCCUAAUGAACAAAUUUUACGACUAAUGCAAAGUUUGGGUAUUGAUAGCCAUAAAACUCGGGAGUCUGUACGAUCCGGCAGCUAUGACCACCAUUCCGCAAUAUAUUUUCUACUUUUAGAAAAACUAAAAACACAAAUGAGUACAACUGAAAAUUCAAGUGGUGGUCGAGAUGCUCAACGAAGGCGGCCAUCAAAUAUUGCAGAACAAGCGAUGCGAAAGUUAGGUCGGUCUGGUACAAGUGAAGAUUGUCGUCGUAUGCUACAAAGUACAACAACGUCAUCGUCAAGAUCUAGUGGUGGACCACCACCUUCUUCGAUGCAACAAAAUCCAACUCCAGAGACAUGUGUAAUUCAAAAACAAUCAAAUCAACAACCAUCACAAAUUCUUAAAAGUAGUACAGAGAUAAGACUGAAUGCUCAGUGUUGUGAAACAACACCCACAGCAAAUAAUCCAUUUAGUGGGCAUAAUCUUCAAUCAGCAACAGUUCCAGUGAUUGAUGCUGAAAAGUUAUUAGCCACUACAAAUAGUGAAGAUGCUAUAAGACUGCUUCAACAAUCUACUUCAACAACAUUUACAAUGUCAUCAGAAGCUUCAAAACUGAUGUCAACCUUGCAAUUAUCUCCAAUUCCAACAACAUCACCACAACCCACAACAGUUGAUCUGUUACCUAGAUCGCAGGAAACAUUACGAUCCCAACAAACAAGCACACCACCAUUUAAGGACUAUCACUUAUAUAGCACUCAACCAUAUACAUCUUCGUACACCAGUCCAAACAGUGCACUGUGCCGAUGUCCUCAACAACCGACCAGUUCCACAAGUGACGUCCUAAAUAAUUUAUGUAGACAAGAAUCGAAAUUUUCACUAGCUAGUCAACAUUUUCCAUCAGCGACAGCUGGACGAAGCACCGAAAUACAUACUCAGUAUUCCAGUUCGACGGAUGAAGGAUGUGAAACAGAUAUGGAAGAUUCACCGUUACCACGAUUGAGUUCCUAUGCAAGUUCUAGUUCCAGUAGUGGUGUUGUUACAAAUUUUAAAAGUCUGAGCCAAAAUUUAAGUUGUGAUUCAUCACAAAGUAAUUUUUCAAUGUACGAAAGUUUAGAUUAUCAAUUAUGUGACUCAAAUGAUUUGGCGAGUAGUUUACCGAGUUGUACAUCAACAGAUAAAACCUCAAAUGAUCAUGUGAUUAUUAGUACAAGUUCCAUACAUCCAGGAGUAUAUGUAUCAAAUUCAGGACGAUGUGGUUUUGUAAGUAAAAAUAACCCGUUAGUGUAUAUGUCUAGUACAAAAACUGGUACACGGCAAAUUACACGAUCGCCAGUGGAUUUUCGGGAAGGUCGGCGGGCAAGUGAUGGUCUUGUAGCACAACAAGCCAAUCAACCAGAUAAUAAUACAAAUGUAAUUGCAUUUAACAGUCAAAGACUGAAAGAUAAUCGUAAGUCAAAAGGGGUACUGGAAUUACAUCUCGUACAGAAAGAAGCACAAAAAUUGAAAAGUCAGUAUCCACCAAGCGUUCCAAUCGAAGAAAUUACCCAACGACAAAUGCAACACACACAAUUUAAUCAUAACUUACCGCAUCCAAUGAAACGUAUUAGCCUGCCAGAAAAUUUUAACUAUAUGCCUUCGUCGCCGUUAAACAGUCCAAGUAAUUCUGUAGAUACAGCGGAAAUUCAAACAAAACCACCAUUACAACAACUAAUGCAGCAUAGAUUAUUACAACAAAAACGACAAAUUUUACAAAAACAGGGUGGCUUUUCAAAUACAAGUAAUUGUUCCCCAAGUGGUCAAAAUCAAAGUGUUGAUAUAUCUUCAACACCCUUACUAAAUUUAUCACGUCGUCAAAUGUUACGACAAGCCAGUUAUAAAAUUGCACAACAAACACAAAUAGUACCCCCCUUACCAUUGUCUGAAUCAGAAAAUGAAGAUUUAAUGGCAUUUCAGGCAAUUGUAGAAGGUCCAACAAAAGACAAUAAUACGACACCACAAACAACAUUAGUUGCUGCACGUGAUAAUUGGACAAAUUUACCAAAUAAUAUGCAAUCAUCAUGUCAAAUAUCUGAUUUACAUGGCACAACGGCGCCUAGUCUGUUAUGGCAUCAAUCGCCUGUUUAUAACCCACCAACGUCUGCUUGGAAUCAGGGUACAUCAAGUUACACAGGAAAUGCAUGGCCCCCAUUACUGCCGCUAAGUGAAAGUCCUAUACUGGAAUUAACAGAACAAACGGAGUCUAUGUGAUCAAUGACAAUACUACAUCCAAGGAAAU